This is a messenger RNA of Fraxinus pennsylvanica, 360 nucleotides long. NCBI's taxonomy places the organism in Eukaryota, Viridiplantae, Streptophyta, Magnoliopsida, Lamiales, Oleaceae. The record is from the annotation of a GenBank genome assembly.
AUGACACCGGCAUCGGCUCCCCGACAUCCGAGUCUGUCUGUGCGGCCGUCCAUACCUGUUUUUCCAAAGUUUCUUUGUGAUUCUUGGAUGUUUCUUUCAUGGUUUGAAUACAUUUACAUCAAUGAUGGUGCGGAUGUCGUUGCAUUAGCUAGAGACUAUGUCAGCUCCUCCGUGCAGAGGCAGUACCACCAAAAAUUUGGCCUCAAUGAGAUGAUACCUGUGGCUGCCAAUGAUGUAGCUUUCUCCAUUCAUGCUGUUCUCUUGACUGCUUUCACCUUGUUCCAAGUUGUAAUUUAUGACCUCUGCGCACUCUUGGUCAUGGCUGGUAAACUGCUUCAGGAUAUUUUGAACUUUCGAUGA